UCAUCGCCGAAGCACAUCCGAUUCGCCGGCUGGACUCAAAUGUCCGACCCGAUGGGCCCCUCUGCAUUCAAUGCAGUCGUUUAUUCAUUACCUGCCUCACCACCCAGUCUCUCUCUCCUCCCUCGACUUGUCUCUUACUCUAAGCCUACCCUUCUCUUCUGUUAACAGGUUUUAUUGCUCUUCUGAACGAUCUCUUUUACAACGUCCCAUCCAUAUCACUAGUACGCAUAUCUGGCCACCUAUUAAUAUCUUCAUUCUCAGUCUUCUCCCGAUACCACCCGUAAAUUCUAUGCCUCUUCUUCUCCUUCCUCUCUCUCUUCCUUACUCCUCGCCUUCUUCACUUUCUCAACAUGAUGGUCCAAGAGGAAGUCAUGAGUGAUGCCUCUGCUCCUCCUCGUCCCGUGCUUUUCAUAUCCGCUGGCGCUAGCCAUUCCGUUGCCCUUCUCUCUGGAAAUGUUGUUUGCUCUUGGGGACGGGGAGAGGAUGGGCAACUGGGACAUGGUGAUGCCGAGGAUCGACUUUUUCCUACGCACCUGAGUUCACUGGAUGGCCAAGAAAUAGUAUCUGUUACUUGUGGAGCUGACCACACGAUUGCAUAUUCAGAGUCCCGCAUGCAAGUAUUUAGUUGGGGAUGGGGUGACUUUGGAAGGUUGGGUCACGGUAACUCUAGUGACUUAUUCACUCCCCUGCCAAUUAUAGCGUUGCAGGGUCUAAGGAUAAAGCAAAUUGCUUGUGGGGACAGCCAUUGUUUGGCAGUUACCAUGGAAGGCGAGGUGCAGAGUUGGGGGCGGAAUCAGAAUGGCCAACUUGGACUUGGCACCUCUGAGGACUCUCUUGUGCCACAAAAAGUUCAGACAUUUCAGGGUGUACCUAUCAAAAUGGUAGCUGCAGGUGCUGAACAUAGUGUAGCUGUCACUGAGCAUGGGGAACUGUUUGGAUGGGGUUGGGGACGAUAUGGAAACUUGGGAUUGGGAGACAGAUCUGAUCGCAUGUUUCCUGAAAAAGUUUCUUCUGUUCAUUUACAUGGUGACAAGAUGGUCAUGGUUGCUUGUGGCUGGCGGCAUACAAUAUCUGUUUCUUCUUCUGGAGGAAUUUACACAUAUGGGUGGAGCAAAUACGGCCAGCUAGGACAUGGGGAUUUUGAGGACCACCUUGUGCCUCACAAGCUUCAGACCUUGAACGAUAAAUUUAUUUCUCAGAUAUCAGGUGGUUGGAGGCACAGUAUGGCAAUAGCAUCUGGCGGACAUCUAUAUGGCUGGGGUUGGAAUAAGUUCGGACAGGUUGGAGUUGGUGACAAUGUUGAUCAUUGCUCUCCCGUACCUGUGGAAUUUCCCCUUGACCAGAAAGUAGUUCAGGUCUCAUGCGGAUGGAGACACACUAUUGCUGUUACUGAUAGACAAAAUGUAUAUUCUUGGGGAAGGGGCACAAAUGGACAGCUUGGACAUGGCGAAACUAUUGACCGGAAUGGACCUAAGAUUAUUGAGCUCCUGAGUGUUGAUGGGUCUUGUGGGCAGCACAUAGAAUCAUCCUCAAAGGCUGAUCCAUUGUCUGGGAGAACUUGGGUCUCACCAGCGGAGAGAUAUGCAGUUGUUCCAGAUGAAAAUGUUUCUGGACUGCCUGGUAGUUCAGGGAGGGGAGACGCAAGCGUCCCUGAAAGUGAUGCCAAAAGGGUCCGAAUUUGAAUGCUUAGUUUUCAGCAGAUGAGAAGAAUGUGUUGUGCAGGUCUACUUCUCACGUCAGUCCAUGAGAGUCAUCACAUGCUACUAAGUACUGAUAUUUGGCUUUGAUGAUGAACCAUGAUGGUUGUAAAUUGAAGCCGUGUCUUGAUGAAUGUUGUGUCUGAUUGUCGUCUUCUUCUGUGUCUAGUUGUUAGGGAAUACUACCUCUAGCAUAGCUUUGGUUUAAUCUUCGUUUCAACGUGUUUCUUAGAAUGUGUAUUUUGCUAGGUCCUCGUACAGGGCUUCUUGAAGGCAUGACCAAUCAGCCUUGAAUCCUUUGGCGUUAGUUUGUGAAACUCUCAUCCAUUUGGAAUAAUUUUAUGGUUUUGCCAAUGCUAUGUUUUUUUACUGA
Prosopis cineraria is the source of this 2070-nucleotide messenger RNA. RefSeq names its product ultraviolet-B receptor UVR8-like. Lineage: Eukaryota; Viridiplantae; Streptophyta; Magnoliopsida; Fabales; Fabaceae. The transcript is spliced from 12 exons. Bases 351 to 1682 code for a protein of 443 amino acids. The record is from RefSeq and is a predicted model, not a curated record.